GAGCCCCGCUAAAAUUUUAAGUCGAAUUUUUGUGAAUUCAAAAGUUGGCGGGGCUCAAGAUCUUGAUCUUUUGCGCCCAGUACAACAAUCUGGUUGAUUCGAACCAGAUCGCAAAUAAUUAGCCAUGUCGUCUAUGAUUACCACCUCUACGUGGGUGCCGAGAGGUUUUGCGGCGCCCUUCCCGGCAAAAUACGAUUUUGACGAAGACGAGUUCGAGAGAAUAGCCAACCUAGCUAAGCUGCAGCUAAAUGAUGCGAACGAGGAUUUAAAAGAGGCGCAAGAAGAGGAUGGAGACGAAGAGGAAGAAACAAAUAAGGAAAGCAGCGAGAAAGACACAGGCGACUCAAAUGAUAAACCCUCAUCACAGAGUGGCGAUGCUGAAGACAUUGACAUUGACGACGAUGACCUCAAGAAGUACGAUUUAGAGCACUACGACGACGAUGACGACGAGGGCGAAGGUCAGAGCAUGGAUAUGUUUGGAAACAUAAAAUCUCUAGCCUACUACGAAUCCAACAAGGACGACCCCUAUAUCACAAUACCCGAGGGCGAGGCCGAUGAUGACGAUGACAGGGAGGAACUACAAAUUUUAGCGACAGACAACCUCUUACUAGCCGCCAAGGUCGAAGACGAGCUUGCGCAUCUCGAGGUCUACGUAUACGAAGACGAAGCGGACAAUCUCUACGUACAUCACGACAUAAUGCUUCCCGCGAUACCCCUCUGCGUUGAAUGGCUAGACAUUCCCGUAUCGAAAUCCAACGUGGAUAAAGACUCGACAGCCAACUUCGUCGCGAUAGGGACAAUGGACCCCGACAUCGAGGUCUGGGACCUGGACACCAUAGACUGCAUGUACCCGAACGCGAUCCUAGGCCAGGGCGCGAACCCGCAGGAGGAAGAGAAGAAGAAAAAGAAAAAGAAGAAGUCGAAGAAGGCCAACGACGAGUACCACGUCGACGCGGUCCUGUCCCUGGCCGCCAACCGGAAACACCGAAACCUCCUCGCUUCCGCGUCGGCGGAUAAGACCGUGAAGCUGUGGGACCUGCACACGGCGAAGUGCGCCAAGUCUUACUCGUACCACACGGACAAGGUGUGUUCGCUGGCGUGGCACGCCGUCGAGUCGACGGUGCUGCUGAGCGGCAGCUACGACCGCACGGUGGUCGCGGCCGACAUGCGCGCGCCCGAAGCCAAGGCGCCGCGGUGGGGGGUAGAAAGCGACGUCGAGAACGUGCGGUGGGACCCGCACGACCCCAACUACUUCUUCGUGUCGACGGAGAACGGGAUCAUACACUACCACGACAUCCGCAACGCGCCGGCGAACCCGUCGGCGAGCAAGCCGGCGUGGACGCUGCAGGCGCACGACGAGUCCCUCUCGUCCUUCGACGUCAACGCGCACAUACCGGGCUUCAUGGCGACGGGGUCGACCGACAAGACGGUCAAGCUCUGGAACAUCCAGCCGACGGGCCCCGCCAUGGUGGUCUCGCGCAACCUCGACGUCGGCAAGGUGUUCGCGACGAACUUCGCGCCCGACCCCGAGGUCGCCUUCCGCCUCGCCGUCGCCGGCAGCAAGGGCACGAUGAACGUCUGGGACACCAGCACGAACGGCGCCGUGCGCCAGGCCUUCGCGCACAAGAUCUCCGACAAGGACAAGGCGGGCGCGGACGGCAGGGAGAGAUUAAUCGGCGUCGAGGAAGACGAGAGCUCCUCGGACGAGGACGAAGGCGAGGACGAGAACGGCGAGCCUGAAUCCAUGGAUGAGGAUUAGGAUUAAGAUUACCUUCCUAGGUCAAGAUGGGCCUCAUCGCGGCUUGGGGCUGUGCGAUAUGUCUCGCGGUUAGAUCAUAUUAUGUCGCGGCUAGAUGCGUUUCUGGUUCGACAGUCUGGUGCUUAGGUACUUAGGUUGGGGGGUCCCCAUCAAGUUACACGGAUCAGAUAACAUGUUUCUGGUUUCAUGUGUUCGGACGAACCAGUUCAAAGGCGGGUUUAUUUAUAAACGUGUCAAUGUAUCAAAUGCGAACGGGCUGGGAAACGGGGUCAAAGCCAGGCGCGGUCGGUUGAAACCAGAAAGGGAUGUGUGACACCUUGCUCUGAACCAGACUUUGACAGCUCGCCUAAUACAGAUGAAUGCUACCUACCAUCCCGUUCCCCUAAUCAAGAUAUGAAAGUCGCUUGUCUUGCAAGAUCGCGAGAUCGUGAGAUCUACGGUGCCUCUGGAUUGCAUGGCGAUGGGAUUCAGUUACACGAGGAUGUGAUA
Annulohypoxylon truncatum is the source of this 2248-nucleotide messenger RNA. RefSeq names its product WD40 repeat-like protein. Gene Ontology annotation, cellular component: nucleus. Lineage: Eukaryota; Fungi; Ascomycota; Sordariomycetes; Xylariales; Hypoxylaceae. The record is from RefSeq and is a predicted model, not a curated record. The transcript is spliced from 2 exons. Gene Ontology annotation, biological process: rRNA processing. Bases 125 to 1759 code for a protein of 544 amino acids. Gene Ontology annotation, molecular function: protein binding.